GUAACAUAGUAAAAUCUCUUUCGGACACAACACUCUGUCUCUCUUAUAAAUGUUCUGUCAAAGCAAUCUAUCUCCAUUCAUUCACCUCCUCCGCUCUCCUUCCUUUAUCGUUUUUCAUCGAAGCAUACACACAACCCACAGAGAGACAACAAUGACGAAAAAACCGAGAAUCGUGAUCAUCGGAGCCGGAAUGGCCGGUCUCACGGCGGCGAACAAGCUCUACACCCACUCCAACAACAACACCUUCGACCUCUCCGUCGUCGAAGGCGGGUCCAGAAUCGGCGGGAGGAUCAACACCUCUGAGUUCUCCUCCGAGAAGAUAGAGAUGGGCGCCACGUGGAUACACGGCAUCGGCGGAAGCCCCGUUUACAAAAUCGCCGAGGAGGCUGGCUCCCUCGUCUCCGACGAGCCGUGGGAAUGCAUGGACUCCACCGUCGAUAAAGCUAGGACCUUUGCUGAAGGCGGCUUCGAGGUUGACCCUUCCGUCGUCGAACCUAUCUCGGGGCUGUUCAACGCUCUCAUGGAGUUAGCUCAGAGGAAAAAGAAAAUGAAAGAGAUCACUCAAAACGACGUCGUUUCGGGAUCGGGUGGUAUUUACGGAAAUGCCACUAGUGUUGGGUCGUUCUUUGCUCUCAUGGAGUUAGCUCAGGGCAAAAAGAAAGAGAUAGAGAAAGAGAUCCCUCAAAACGACGUCGUUUCGUGUAUUUACGAAAAUGCCACUAGUGUUGGGUCGUUCUUGAAAUCUGCUUUCGAGGCUUACCGGGACGCAACAGGCAAUGGAUCGCUCGAAGAAGCUAUCUUUACGAUGUUUAGCAACACGCAGAGGACGUACACGUCAGCAGAUGAUCUCUCGACGCUUGACUACGCGGCGGAGAGCGAGUACCAGAUGUUUCCAGGGGAAGAGAUCACUAUAGCUAAAGGCUACGUGAGCGUGAUUCACCACUUGGCCUCUGUACUUCCUCAAGGUGUUAUCCAGCUGAACCGAACGGUCGCGAAGAUCGAGUGGGAGAGUUGUGAAGAGUGUCCAGUGAAGCUGCAUUUCUCAGAUGGGUCUGUUGUGUUUGCAGAUCAUGUUAUUGUUACUGUCUCCUUAGGUGUGCUUAAGGCAGGGAUUGAGAGUGAUGACGAAUUGUUUAGUCCUCCUUUGCCUGAGUUCAAAUCAGACGCUAUCAAGAGGUUAGGCUACGGAGUUGUCAACAAGCUCUUCGUGGAAGUGUCUGAAAGGAACUUCCCGUCGUUGCAGCUUGUGUUUGACCGGGAGGAUUCGGAUUCUAAGUUCGUGAAAAUACCGUGGUGGAUGAGGAGAACCGCGACGAUAGCACCAAUCCACAGCAAUUCGAAGGUCUUGCUUUCUUGGUUUGCAGGGAAAGAAGCUCUAGAGCUUGAGAAACUAACCGAUGAGGAGAUUAUAGAUGGUGUCUUGACCACUAUCUCUUGCUUGACAGGCAAGCAAGUGAAAAAUGGCUAUGUGAAUGGUUAUGAUGAUGAAGUCUUGAGAAUCACUAAGGUCUUGAAGAGCAAAUGGGGAGGAGAUCCUCUGUUCCGCGGCUCGUAUUCUUAUGUGGCGGUGGGGUCAAGUGGUGAUGACCUAGACGCCUUGGCUGAGCCAUUGCCAAAGAUUAACAAGAAGGGUGGUGAGGGAAAUUGUCAUGAUCAAACCAAGGUUCAUGAGCUUCAAGUCAUGUUUGCAGGGGAAGCAACACAUAGAACGCAUUAUUCCACAACUCAUGGUGCUUACUAUAGUGGAUUAAGGGAAGCCAAUAGGCUUCUCAAGCAUUACAAAUGUGAUUUUUGAGUGUUCAUUUUAAGAAUAUGCUUUUUUGAGGGAUCAAUGUAUUUAGAGAAGCUUAAUUAGUUUUGUAAGAUUUUUUUUUCUCUUAAAUUACAAAAGUUAUAAGCACC
Messenger RNA from Brassica oleracea var. oleracea, 1902 nucleotides. RefSeq names its product probable polyamine oxidase 5. Bases 50 to 1795 code for a protein of 581 amino acids. The record is from RefSeq and is a predicted model, not a curated record. Lineage: Eukaryota; Viridiplantae; Streptophyta; Magnoliopsida; Brassicales; Brassicaceae. Gene Ontology annotation, molecular function: polyamine oxidase activity. The transcript has a single exon.